AUGAGACAGCUAGCAUUAGCAACCUUACAAUUAAUUGCAUUAGCGGUCGUAGAUAGUUAUGGCGAUGAAACGGCUAGAUUAGUACAUGGAAAAUCUACCUCUAUAAAGGAAAAUCCUCAUUGUGCUUCCAUAAAAGUGCAUGGAAAAUACAUGUGCGGCGGAAACAUAAUCAGUAAACAACAUAUCCUAACUGCCGCGCAUUGUGUGUAUUAUUUAUAUUAUAACAAGACCCUAUUGAAAUCUACGACUGUUGUUACUGGCACAACAUACCUUAAUAAAGAUGGAGUGACUCAUAAAGUGAAAAAGGUGUAUUUCCAUGAACGUUAUGAUCCUCACGCUUUGGCUGUAAAUGACAUUGGUUUAAUAAAGCUGCUUAAGUCCAUUAAGUUUGGCCCAAUACAACAACGAAUUAUGCUCCCAAAAAGCGAUAUUGCAGUUAAUGAGAACGUUAUGAUUGCUGCUUGGGGUCGAAAGGGCUUCCAAAAACCGCUACAUAACAAUUUGCAAAAAUUGGACAUGAAAAUCAUGCUUCCAACUACAUGUCAGGCUCGUUAUAACAAAUCCAGUUUUACUAUGAGAAUUCACAAGAAUGAUUUUUGUACUUACAUUAAGAACGGAAUUGGACUGUGCAACGGUGACAGCGGUAGUGGAGUAAUCAGAAAGCGUGACAAAAGAAUUGUUGGUUUAGUGUCUGGUGGAAUAUCAUGCGCCAAGGGUUAUCCUGAUAUAUAUACCAAUGUUUAUCGUUACGUUAAUUGGAUCAAAGUUGCAUUAUUAAUACGUAGUGUAUACACUAGCUAUAGGAUGGCAUUAAACUUAGGAAGUCUCGUCGUACAUAACGAUCUACCACUCCAACCAAUAAUGAAACGAGAAGAAGAGAAGCUUCGUUUCUUUGCAGACACCAGGAUGGAUAUUUCAAAGUAUUCAGCGUACAUAGAUUAUGAAUGGGCUAUUGGAUUAAAUCGAAUUAAUUUGGCACUGUUGGGCGUUUGGCCAAAAAACAUUGAAACUAAACGGAAAAAAUUAAUAUCAAACAUUCAUACAAUUCUUAUGUUAAACACUGUAAUCUGUGGCUGCUACAUUCCGAGUAUACAUUCUUUGUUCAAAGUUUGGGGUGAUAUAAUGUCUAUGAUUGAUAAUCUACAAUAUACUUUACCGAUGUCGGUAUCAAUAAUAAAAUUAUUCAUUAUGUGGUUGAGAAAGGAAGGUAAUACAUAG
Messenger RNA from Atta colombica, 1218 nucleotides. Its product is annotated as chymotrypsin-2-like. The record is from RefSeq and is a predicted model, not a curated record. Lineage: Eukaryota; Metazoa; Arthropoda; Insecta; Hymenoptera; Formicidae. Gene Ontology annotation, biological process: proteolysis. Gene Ontology annotation, molecular function: serine-type endopeptidase activity. Bases 1 to 1218 code for a protein of 405 amino acids. The transcript has 6 exons.